Molecule: messenger RNA, 3069 nt
Organism: Physcomitrium patens
Lineage: Eukaryota; Viridiplantae; Streptophyta; Bryopsida; Funariales; Funariaceae
Cellular component (GO): nucleus
Source: RefSeq, a predicted model, not a curated record
AGGUGGACAUACAAUUUUGCUAACGACUGUCUCUACAUUGCGCCCCUCUCCUCCUCCUCCUCUCUCUCUCUCUCCCAGGAAGGUCUCCUCCGCCACUUCUCAGGUUUCUAAAUCUCAUCCCUUCAUCUAGAUUGUCCAUGCAUCAGCUAGGAUCGCUGUGACGCCCGCUUUUUAGUACAGUCCUGCAAACAUUAUCUUUCUGAAAAGGCUGGGGCAAUUGUAAGUCGACAGAACCAGUUUUGAGUGCAAUCGUUUUUGUCGGCCGGCAGGGAGUGAGUGAGCGGAAUUGGUGCGAUGGUUGCAACUUGGAUCUGUGUCUAAGUAAAUUUGUUGAACCGUCUGUGAGAGGUUGAGAGUUGAAGGGGAGUGUGAGUGUGAGGGGUAAUCGUGGAGGACGCUGUGAAAAUGCAGAGUUCCUCAUCGGUGUGCUACUCCGUAGCGAAGAUCGAGAGCGACUUGGGCGGUCCAUCCAGGAUGAUUGGCAGUGGGAUUGGAUCACCGGUACCCUCAAACCUUCAAUUCGGAAUCCGGAAGCAGAGCGAGAGGUUGAGCGCGUCAGCCCUGAAGGUUGGCAAAGAGUCGCACCGGAUCCGGAAACCCCCGCUGCCGCUCCCCCAAGUGCAGUACCGCCCACCAAUCAUCAUUCACACGUACUCGCCGAAGGUUAUACACACAGAACCAGAUGACUUUAUGUCUUUGGUUCAGAAGCUCACUGGCUCCAGCGACACGCGCUUACGACUGAAGCGAAAUCUAUCGGCCAAGAAAGGAGCCAAGUCCGGUGAUCGGACCAAAGUUGAUACCACCGAUCUUGAGCAACAAGGAUCAAAAGAUGCCCGCUGUGGAUCACCGGCUCCAGUCUCCGAAGAGUCGACCUUCCUGACCUCUGAUGCUUGCGGGAGUGUCCUUGCGAUGAAGCAGUCGGACUCUCCAAAGAGUCCACUAGACUCAAAUUUUGAGUUCGAAAACCACGACUUGCUGUUCACUACCUUCGACGUCAAGACGGAGCCGUCGUCGUUCUCAUUCAACGACAAUUCCUUCAAUUUCUUCAGUGACUUCAAUCCUCAGCCGGCGUCAGCAGCUUCACGAGCAUCGAACCUGCCCGCAAAGACCGGCCAGAUAGCUCAGGAGCCUUACAACUCCUUCCCCAGUAUUGAUAUCAACUCUUCCCUUCCCUCUCAGUCUGGAUCCUAUUUCACUACAGGUCCGAUGGCCAGUCUUCCUGACUUCUCCCAGUCGUUUCUCGACUGCUUUACAGGCGCUCCGGCUCCUCCUCAACGGCAAGGCCACUUCAAUGGAGGAUACUCGUCAUCCUCCGAGAGCACCAUGGUUGCGCUUGAGAAUAUCCAGGCUUUCAUGCUCCAUUGAAGGACCCAGGUUCACCUCGACAGCUAGUAAUUUCCAAUUAGAGCAUUGUUCGAUUGCUAGUAACCUGGCAACUCAUGGCCAGAGCUUGCCGUCCGGAUGGCCGACCAGUGGAAGAGCAUCUCCUGCUCUUUUCUGAUGAAACUGGACACUGUCUAGCACUGGCUUGUCAUGGUACUAGGAUCUAACCGCUUGCGUCUGUACAGCAACAGCCAGCACGCCACCACUUUGAUACAUGUCCAUCGUUGGUCGAUUCACUACUGGCUUCCAGAGGGAAGCCAAACUUUAACAGAACGCGUGAAGAUUCCAUAGCCUGCGUUGAACUAGGCAUUACCGGUAGACAGUGUUGUGCGGAAUUAUCAUCAUAACCACUUAGAAUCACUUGUAAAUGAUAGGUGGCAGAAUGAGGAUAGUCAACUAUAAUAUUGACGCCGAGCGUAGAAAAGAUUGAAUCAUUGCUGUCAAGCUGAGUCAGAUAGAUCAGGUCGCAGCAAUGACUAGUUGCUUGGGUCUUGUGGAAGUUUUGAUAAGUUUUGACCUCUGAGAGUAUGUAGAAUAUCAUUCAGUUCAAUUCUAGAAUGCUACAGGACCAAUUAGUGUAAACGUCUAGCAGUGAAGUGUAGAGAGUGGAACCCCUUUUCCUCAGGUCUCCAAACGUAGCUCGUGAUGUAUCAUAACCAUGUCACUAACAGUUAUACUAUCUGACAUAGAAUAUGUAAUCUAAUGUGUUAAUCUUUUAGAGUUUAUAUUUUGUGGUUUUUGCAUAUACCUUCCAUGUAGGCUUUAGCCAGAAGUAGACACUCAUGUAAUUAGUGGUACAUAUUUGAAGUGCAUUUGAGUCCUUAGAAUGAACAUACCAUACUACAUCUAGCAGCACGCGGGCGGCAUUGCUGAAGAUCGUCCAAGCAGUGGUCGUCUUGCAAGGUGGGAAGAAUUUCAUGAUUGGAUUGAAGCUUUCUCAUGGUCCGAAGUUGUAGUAGUUGAUCCUCAAACGGAAGGAGGUGGAGGAAAUCGGAGGAACCGCAAGUUGGCUCAGUGAUUUUUAAAUCUUAGGACUACUGUACAAGUGGAAAGACAUUCCCGUCAACAUCGACAUCGACAUCUGUAAGAUACUUUCCUUGUUUCACAUAGUAACCGUUGACGAUAGAAUGUCAAGUGGCAUUCAACUUAUGCUCUCGUCUUCUACUUUGAUUCCGAUAUAGUUUAAAACCUUAUGGAGCAUUGGUGGACGAGUUCUACAUCAGCUCCAUCACAGUGAAGGCAUUACCGGAGGCUCGUCCAACCCUGAAUUAUUCAUUGAUCAGCAUCGGAAAGGCGACUAUCCAUCAUUUCCCUGGUUGAUAGCUACAAUUGGUGACUGCCUCUUUCCUUUUGUCGAUUUUCCUCCACAUUUAGAUUAGAGGCGCUCAUCCCUUUACUUGACCUCGUGGAGCACCAGUUCUUCCAUCGAGGUGUAUCCCACAAGACUGAUAACUGACACCAUCUGUGCUGGAUGGCGGCGAAGAAGACGAAGCUCACGACAUCACAAGCUUGCCAAACGAGAUGAGAUUGUUGCCUCUGUUCAAUGCAGGGAACUUGUAGGUUUCGUAGUUAUAUUCACGUAAAGUGGUACUUGAUGCUUUUUCGUGAUAAAACUGAUAAUAGAUGAGAUCCGGAUGCCGCAUCAAGUUCCAAAAUUGAUUCAAAUAAAGGCAAGAUGUUUGAUUA